GCUGUCGCGUGCGAUUGUAGUUUUGGCGGGUGCUGUCAUCCGGUGCGCGCUGCACUUGAGUUUGUGGAGAAUGAACGGAGAUGAUGCAGAUGUUAGCGGUACAUGUGAGAGGUUGUCACAAGAUGAGGCUCUUCGAUACAGCCGGCAGAUGAUUUUGCCAGAAAUUGGAUUGAGUGGUCAGGAGAAGCUGAAAAGCUCAUCUGUGCUCAUUGUUGGUGCUGGUGGUCUGGGUUGCCCAGCUGCAGUGUACCUGGCUGCUGCAGGGAUAGGUACUCUGGGUGUAGUGGACCAUGAUGUGGUGGAGGUCAGCAACCUGCACCGGCAGAUACUGCACACAGAGCAGCGGCUCAACACAUCCAAGGCCAGCUCAAUUGGUCAGGCAGUCAACAGCUUGAACCACCACGUCACAGUGGUGCCACAUCAGCUAGUGCUGGACAGCACCAAUGCUGCAGACCUGGUGCGUCGGUACCAGGUGGUGCUGGACUGCACGGAUAACGUGGCCACACGCUACCUGCUGAACGACGCGUGCGUGCUGGCCGGCCGGCCGCUCGUCUCCGGCAGCGCUCUGCGCUUCGAGGGCCAGCUCACCACCUACAACCACGCCGGAGGCCCGUGCUACCGGUGCCUGUUCCCGACGCCGCCGCCGCCAGAGACGGUGACCAACUGCUCGGACGGCGGCGUGCUGGGCGUGGUGCCGGGCGUCAUCGGCUCGCUGCAGGCGCUCGAGGCGCUCCGGCUGCUGGUGCCGGGCCUGAGGUCGGCGCACGCGCGCAGUCUGCUGCUGUUCGACGGCCUGGCCGGCCAGUUCCAGUCAGUGCGCCUGCGCGGUCGGCAGUCGGACUGCGCCGUGUGCGGUGACGCGCCGACCGUCACGCGCCUCGUGGACUACGCGCAGUUCUGCGGCGCAGCGCCCACCGACAAGGAUUCUGGCGUGCGGCUGCUGACGCCCGAGCAGCGGCUGACGCCGCGCCAGUACCAGCAGCUGUCGACGCCCGCUCUGUUGGUGGACGUGCGCGCAGCCCCCGAGCUGGAGAUCUGCCGACUGGCCGAGGCCGUCAACGUACCGCUGGCGACGCUGCGCUCGGAGGAGGGCCGUGAGACGGUGCGCCGCGCGGCCCUGGAGCGGCGCGGCACCGCCGACCGGGUCACAGUCGUCACGCUGUGCCGGCGCGGCAACGACUCGCAGCGCGCUGCAAAGCUGCUGCAGACCCAUCUGGCGGACAGUCCGGAGUUUGAGGUUCGAGACAUUGCCGGCGGACUGUAUGCCUGGAAGGACGAAGUCGACCCGACAUUGCUCCUGUAUUAGAUACCUGCCCCAUCGCGGAGGUGCUUACUGAUACUGUUAACACUAUUUUAAGAGCUUACUUUACAUGGUGUUGCUUGCUGAGGGGGCCAAACAUCAGCUGUGCUGCUAAGAGAUGGCUGCUUGAAUGGGCAGGUGUUCGACGUUUCGUCUGUCUGCAUCAGCGAAGCAGCAUCAAAUAACGGGUAGGGGAUGCGUCCAGUGGCGGCCAUGACAGCACCGCAGUUCAGGUAGCGUACAAACGUCUGUGGCUCUUGUGAGACCCGAAAGCGCGUCGUUGUCUGCCACUUGGAAGCUCAUCUUUUUGGGGCUGGUCUGGUCCCGACACAUUCGAAGGAUUAGUUGGUCCGAGAAUGCCCAGUUGUUCCACCAGUCUGGGAGGGGAUACUGCCGUUGCGCUGCGCAUUAUAUACAACGCGCCCCAUCUUCUGAUGGCGUGGGUUUCGACCGGUGUUAUCAAGAAUGACUUAACCUUCCGAGUGCUUUCCAUGUACUUUUUCUUGGUGCACGUGUUCCAAGGGCUGACACACUGGGAUUUCUGAAGGGAAUAUUUUACCUCGGCAUAUAUCCAGCCUUCAUGAAUACAUCACGAUCUGCGGUCGUCUGUAAGCCUCGCUCAACUACAUCAAGCAGACACGAUGUCGAUGGUAAUAUUUUCGAUUCAAAGAAAACUACGGACAGAGCAUGCAACACUAAUGAACGGUACUUGGUGAAUAAAGGCGUUGACACUGUC
This is a messenger RNA of Pollicipes pollicipes, 2036 nucleotides long. RefSeq names its product Ubiquitin-like activating enzyme 4 (gene Uba4). The record is from RefSeq and is a predicted model, not a curated record. NCBI's taxonomy places the organism in Eukaryota, Metazoa, Arthropoda, Thecostraca, Pollicipedomorpha, Pollicipedidae. Gene Ontology annotation, molecular function: URM1 activating enzyme activity; adenylyltransferase activity; thiosulfate-cyanide sulfurtransferase activity. Gene Ontology annotation, biological process: tRNA wobble position uridine thiolation; protein urmylation. Gene Ontology annotation, cellular component: cytosol; cytoplasm.